Physeter macrocephalus (sperm whale) is the source of this 481-nucleotide messenger RNA. Its product is annotated as small integral membrane protein 12. The transcript has a single exon. The record is from RefSeq and is a predicted model, not a curated record. Bases 90 to 368 code for a protein of 92 amino acids. Lineage: Eukaryota; Metazoa; Chordata; Mammalia; Artiodactyla; Physeteridae.
GUGGCGGCUUCGGUGCUCCCCGAGCGCGGGCAGAUCGCUGGCGGAAGGCUGGGGCCGGACGGUGGGGUGUGAGCUGCGGCGCGGAUGUCAUGUGGCCUGUGCUUUGGACCGUGGUGCGUACCUAUGCUCCCUAUGUCACCUUUCCCGUGGCCUUCGUGGUUGGGGCUGUGGGCUACCACCUGGAAUGGUUCAUCCGGGGGAAGGAUCCCCAGCCUGUGGAGGAGGAAAAGAGCAUCUCGGAGCGCCGAGAGGACCGCAAGCUGGAUGAGCUGCUAGGCAAGGACCACACCCAAGUCGUGAGCCUUAAGGACAAGCUGGAAUUUGCCCCUAAAGCUGUCCUGAACAGAAACCGCCCGGAGAAGAAUUAAUGGAGGACACAGGGCCCUAUGGGUCCUUCUGUGGGCCAGGACUGGCCCUGCCACCAUGUCGACCCAGCAACCAGAACCCACAUCUGAUUUGCUUUAUUGCUUCUUCUGGCCCC